CCUGAAACCAAGGAGUCACCCCCAGAGCUGGGCAUUUCUGUGGAGCAGUCAUCAGGCCAGGACAGACUCAGGAGGCAUGGUCUCUGUGUCUCCAGCUGGAAAGAAGCCUGGGCAUGUGGUGCCAGAUUAGGGAGGCAGCAGAGCACUGAGGAGAGAAAUCCUCAGCAAGUAGUGAGGGGCCAUGAAUGUCAUGAUUAUGGCCAAAGCUCCAGGCCAGAACCAAAGCUUUUGUCACAGCAGAGAGUAUCUAUGGAAAAGACUCUCCAUAAAUGUGAUACAGAAUGUAAUAGAAUCUGUUCAAAGGAAAUAUUUUCUAAGUAUAAUGAAUGUGGGGAUUCCUUCAAUUCUAAAUCAGAUUUUAUUGAAUACCAUAGACUGUUCACUAGACAGCAACCUCAUGAGCAUAAUGAACGUUGGAAGGCUGUCAAACUAAGCCCAUCCAUUAAUUUAAGUCAUGCAAUUGACAUUGAAGAGAAAACCUCUAAAUAUGAUGAAUUUGGGAAGACUUUUCCCUUGAAUAUACAAUUGAUUGGAUACCAGAGAGUUCACACUGGAGAGAAACUUUAUGAACAUAAUGAAUGUGGGAAGCCUUUAGCCCAUACUUCAUCUCUAACUUCCUAUCAGAAAAUUCAUACUGUAGAGAAAUCUUAUGAAUGUAAAGACUGUGGGAAGGCUUUUAGUCACAGGACACAGCUUACUAUACAUCAGAGGGUUCAUACCGGAGAGAAACCUUAUAAAUGUAAUGAAUGUGGGAAGGCUUUUGGCUACAAAACCAAACUUACUUUACAUCAGAGAAUUCAUACUGGGGAGAAACCUUAUGAAUGUAAUGAGUGUGGGAAGGCUUUCUUUGUGAGAACAGAUCUUACUCAGCAUCAGAGAAUUCACACUGGUGAGAAGCCUUAUAAAUGUAAUCAGUGUGGAAAAGCCUUCCGCAUGAGCAAAGAGCGUACACGACACCAAAGAAUUCAUACUGGAGAGAAACCAUAUGGAUGUAAUGAAUGCGGAAAGGCCUUCAGUGGGAGAGGACAGCUUACUCGCCAUCAGACAAUUCAUACUGGAGAGAAACCUUAUGAAUGUAAUGAAUGUGGGAAGGCCUUUGGUGGGAGAGGACAUCUUAUUCAACACCACACAAUUCAUACUGGUGAGAAACCUUAUGAGUGCAAUGAAUGUGGGAAGGCUUUCAGCCGGAGAGGACAUCUUACUCGACAUCAAAGGAUUCAUACUGGAGAGAAACCUUAUGAGUGUUCUGAAUGCGGGAGGGCUUUCAGUCGUAAAGGACAUCUCAUUGGACAUCAUAGAAUUCAUACUGGAGAGAAACCUUAUGAAUGUAAUGACUGUGGGAAGGCUUUCCGCCUAAAAGAUCACCUUAUUCAGCAUCAGAGAAGUCAUACUGGAGAGGAGCCAUAUGAAUGUAAAGAAUGUGGAAAGACUUUCUCUGUGAGUACAGAACUUAUCCGUCAUCGGAGAAUUCAUACAGGAGAGAAACCUUAUGAAUGCAAAGAAUGUGGGAAGACCUUUUAUAUGAACAGAGAUCUUAACAGACAUCAUAGAAUUCACAUUGGAGGGAAACCUUAUCAAUGUAAAGACUGUGGGAAGGCCUUCCGCCUGAGACAUCACCUUAUUCAGCAUCAGAGAAUUCAUACUGGAGAGAAACCUUAUAAAUGUAAUGAAUGUGGGAAGGCCUUUGGCCACAGUACACAUCUUACUAUACAUCAGAGAAUUCAUACUGGAGAGAAACCUUAUGUAUGUAAUCAGUGUGGAAAGGCCUUUGGCCAUAGGACACAGCUUACUGUACAUCAGCGAAUUCAUACUGGAGAGAAACCCUAUGAAUGUAAAGAAUGUGGAAAGGCCUUCCGCCUCAGCAGAGAGUGUACAAGACACCAGAGAAUUCAUAUUAGAGAGAAAUCUUAUGAAUGUAAUCAAGUUGGGAAGGCCUUCAGUGGGAGAAGGCAGCCUACCUAACAUCAUAUUCAUAUUGGAGAGAAAACUUAUGAAUGUAAUCAGUGUAAGAAAGUCUUUAGCUGAAGAGGACAGUAUGAAUGAGAAAAUCCAUACUGGAGAGAAAUCUUAUGAAUGUAAUGAAUGUUGGGGGCGGAGGGGUGGGCUUUCAGCCACAGAGGACACUUUAAAUUCAGAGGAGACAUACUAGAGGGAGGUGUUAUGAAUGUCAUAAAUAGGAGAAGGCUUUUUGUUUGAACAGAGUGUACCUGACACUAUAAAAUCCAUAUUGGAGGAAAAUCUUUUAAAUGUAAUCAAUGUGAGACAGACUUUCUUUGUGGGCAUAUCUUACCCAGCAUGAAAGGCUUCAUAGGGUAGAGAUAUAAUGACUAUAGAGAGUGUAGGAAAGUCUUCUAUGUGGAGAUGAAUCUUAUUAGACAUCAGAAUAUUCCUAUGGGAGAUGAAUAAAUAUGGCAGGAUCUUCCACCAGAGAGAUUACUGUCAACAUGAGGAAAUUCAUACUAGAAUGAAACUUCAUUAAUCUAAUGAAUUGGCAAGAUCUUUGGCUUCAGAAGACUGGUUGCUGAACAUUAGAGAAUUUACACUGCAGAGAAACCUUAUAAAAAUAUAUGUAGGAGAAUUCUUAUUAGAAAGGAACCAUAUAAAUGUGUUGUCUUUGGAAAGGUUUUCCAUCUCAAAGAUCACUUUAUUCAGCAUUAGAGAAGUCCUUCUGGAGAGGAACCUUAUGAAAAAUCUAUGUAGAAAGGCUUCCAUCUGAGCACAGAAUUUACUUAACAUCAGAGAAUUCAUACUAGAAGAAACCUUAUGAAUAUGAGGACUGGGAAGACUGUGGGAGGCUGCUCAGCUUCUACUCGAGAAUUCAUACUGGCAAGAAAACUUAUGAAAGUAAUGUAGGAAGACCCACCAUCAGGAAAAGAAUUGCUACUAGUAUAUUUAUAGCUGAGAGAAACAACUGUGAGAAGGCCUCCUGCUUGACUGGACAGCUUACCCAAUAGCACAAAUGCCAUCAUGGACAAAAACCUGGGCAGGGAUAUCAGAAGACCUUUUCUCAGAACACAGAGCUUUCUUGGUCUUAUAGUAUUAACUGUAAUGACUUUGAGAAGAAUUUCUGCUUGAGUGAUUCACUUACUCCACACAAGGCAAUUCGUUCUUGAUAAAAAUUUUAUGACCAUCAAAUGUUCUAGAGAUGUUCCUUUAGCCCAGGAAUUCCUCACCUUUUCUUGUGUCAUGAGUCUCUUGCACUGACAUGGGUACCUAUCUUUAAGGACUUAAAAACAUUAGGAAAACUUAAGGACACCUCAGAAUAAUGUUGAACACAUAACAUAAAAUCCAUAGGGUUACAAGAGAAACCAAUUGUAUUGAAAUAUCAUGGAAAAAGGUUUUUUUGAAGCUCUCUGGCCCCAGGUUAAAAACUCAUACUCUAGAAGGCAGGACUAGACUGGGAAGAUUAUUGUGUCAAUUUCAAGGAUUCCAUUUUUUUUACCUCUCUGCAGCAAUGCCUACAAGUCUUUAGAGUUCCUCACAUUCACAGUUUCUCAUGCCAUGGAAUAAUAUUCCAUUACAUUUGGUGCCACUGUUUGGCCAUUCUUCCAAUCAAUUUAUAUUGACUUAGUUUCCACUAUUUUACAACUGCAAAUGUGCUAUUAACAUGUUUAUGUAUUUUAUUAGGAAGAGAUGAUACUCUGUGUGCUAGGUCAUUUAAUUCUGGACUUUGUUCAUCCAUUUGCCUACUUGCAGUGUCUUUGUAAGCUGUGUAUGUCCGUGUGUCUAUAUGUAACCAUACAUGUAUAAAUACACGUGUGCAUAUGCACUGACGGGCAAACUCUGUAGGCUAUCCAUCUAACUCACCAUCUAGACAGAAGGCAUUCUUCAUCCACAUGGUUUUCCCUAUAAAUGGCUAGACCACAAAUCUGAGUGAAUACAGAUCUUAUCUAAGGGUCUCUGCAGAGUUGAGGGGCUAGAUAUAACGAGCACAGUGGCCUCCAUAUACAGGAGCUCCUGGAGGACCUCAGCCAUCUCUCCAGGGAAUCUCUUCACCUUGGACUCAGUGCAGGAUUGCCUUCAUGACAGUAAUAAAGAUAAGUGCCUUUUGGGAGGAUUUGUCUCCCUCUUUUGUGUCUCAUCUGAUUGUAUCAUCAAAUACUGUUUCAUGACAUUUUUCACAAUUUUGAUGUGAUAAUGGGGGAUGUGGUUGGAAGACAAUCAUUAAGCAUUUUGCUUAGAGGCAGAGCUUCUGAGAAUUGGGAGGCAUUCCCAAAUUACUUUGCCCUGGUCAGACCACAUCUAAAGUUUCAUGAAAGAAAAUGGUAUGGGAAAGAGCUUUGAAAGACCUAAAGACUGAUAAGUGAAAUGACCAGUCAACUUCAGGAGGUUGAGAAUGAAGCAUUCCUCCUAUGUUUCGGCAGAGAACUGAUGUGUAGGAUGAGGUGUAUGUUGUGUGUGGUCAGGCAGGGCCAACAUGGGAACUUAGGAGGACUUUUAUUUUUUGUUGAGGUGUGACCUUGUAUGUUUCAGUUAACACACUUUAAAAACAAACUAUUCACAUUCGAGAUUUACAGCUUCACAUACAAUCUUUAUAUUCUUUGUAUUGGAAUGUUCAUGUGUGUUGAUGUUAA
Trichosurus vulpecula (common brushtail) is the source of this 4574-nucleotide messenger RNA. Its product is annotated as zinc finger protein 260-like. The record is from RefSeq and is a predicted model, not a curated record. The transcript has a single exon. NCBI's taxonomy places the organism in Eukaryota, Metazoa, Chordata, Mammalia, Diprotodontia, Phalangeridae. Bases 250 to 1962 code for a protein of 570 amino acids.